CAACAACGUUUUUUAGUUUGCAAGUCCGAAAAGGUUCUGUAGCGUCUACACUAAAACCCUACUUGACACCGUUUACCAUUGCAAAAUUUAAUUUGCUAGAAUUGUGCAGUUGACUGCGUUAUUUUGAUUGUGCAUUAUAUUGUGUACUGAAUUGUGCAUUUCAGUUCACUGUUCUUUUGCUAAAAAUGCAGAUAAUUGUGUUGUUUGCCGCUUUGAUAGUUUGCGUUUUAUCUUUGGGUUAUGUUAUUGGUGAAUGUCCAUCCGCUUGCUCUUGCGACACAGAUAGCAGAGGAAGGAAACGGGUUCGCUGCGACAAAGGUGGCCUGACAAUUGGUCCAGCGUUUGACCCGCAAAAACUAGAUAAGGACACUUUGAUCCUGUCUAUCAGUGCUCCAAAGGGUGCAACAAAUCCCAUCACAUUAUUGAAUGCCGACCAUUUUAAGGAUUUAAACUUGGAGGAAAUACAUAUUCGAAAUACUGAUCUGCAGCGUAUUGGUGAUCGUACAUUUUUCUAUCUGUCGCAUUCGCUAAAAGUUCUGGAUCUAACCGGCAACAAGCUGAUGUUCAUACAUGAGAACAAUUUCAGAAAUUUAUCACAGCUGACGCACUUGCAUCUUGAUUACAACCAACUAACGGAUGUACAUUCUGCCACUUUUAAUUAUCAGAAAAUUUUGCAAGUUUUAACGUUAUCUAAUAAUCAAAUCGCCAAUAUUGGAACCCGAUUAUUAUUGGACCAGCAGAAUUUGGAGGUAAUUGAUUUGAGCGGCAACCCCAUCCACGACAUCAUUCCCGGCAGUCAACAAGGCGCCAUUCCGGAGUUGAUGUUCCCGGAUGCUCCGAGACUUCGCCGAGCCAGUUUAGCGCAGACCGGCAUCAAUAGCCUGCCCUACCACGGAAUCGCGCGCGCCUGUAAACGACUGGAAGAAUUGGACGUUUCACGCAACAGUUUCACAACCAUUAGUCCCGGUCAGUUCAACCUCAUAACAAGUUUGCGCCGGCUGAUCCUAGCCGGAAAUCCCCUGACGAGUAUCCAACCCGGUGCCCUAGCAAAUCUGCGAUUGGACUUUCUUGACCUAUCGGCCACUCGUCUACCGCUUCAAGCCAGUUUCUUUGAACGGGCCAUGAUUAAGAGCUUGAGCAUCGCCUCCAACAAUCUGCAGACCAUUGAUGGGGCGGCAUUCAUUCCUAUUGCCACUGAUCUUACCUCGGUGGAUGUCGGCGGAAAUCCGUUGACAUUGAAGGAAAAAAUGUUCGAAUUCUUGCCCAAUCUUAAAGGUAUUUCCCUGCCCAAUAUGCGACUGGCUCGACUUCCAAAGAACUUCCUGGCGUAUAAGCAUCAAAUCAGGUCUCUCAACGUUUCCAACAAUAUGUUUCAAGAACUGGAUGAAGAAAUUUUAAACGCGUUACCGGAUUUGGAGGUCCUGGAUAUAUCACAAAACGAAAUCAAAACUCUACCAAUACAGCUUGCCAGACCGGGAUUAAGGGAACUCUAUGCAAACAAUAAUCAGCUUAAGAAAGUUUCUGAUUACUUUGUUGAUGUCUUCCGAGCUACUUCGUCAAAAAUGAAAGUAUUUCGCGUUUUCGAUAACCCCCUGGAAUGUGAUUGGAGUGUCGGUGGACUGGCUAACUGGGUGGGAACUUCCUCAGGGAGAAUGGCCGUGUGCGGUCCGGAUGCCGGUUACCGAUGUCCAGUUUGUUUUGGCCCAGUGAAUGUUAAAGGUAGAACGAUCGACGAUAUCAGAGUAACGGUUUCCUGAGCUUGUUUGUUUUCUGCUUGUUUAACUAUCGAACUGGAAUAAAAUUUAGAGACGCUCACUG
Molecule: messenger RNA, 1818 nt
Organism: Paramacrobiotus metropolitanus
Lineage: Eukaryota; Metazoa; Tardigrada; Eutardigrada; Parachela; Macrobiotidae
Product: leucine-rich repeat-containing G-protein coupled receptor 4-like
Exons: 3
Coding region: 186-1757 (523 amino acids)
Cellular component (GO): extracellular matrix
Molecular function (GO): protein binding
Source: RefSeq, a predicted model, not a curated record